This is a messenger RNA of Lolium rigidum, 399 nucleotides long. RefSeq names its product basic blue protein-like. The transcript has 2 exons. Gene Ontology annotation, molecular function: electron transfer activity. The record is from RefSeq and is a predicted model, not a curated record. The coding region runs from base 1 to 399 and encodes 132 amino acids. Gene Ontology annotation, cellular component: plasma membrane. Lineage: Eukaryota; Viridiplantae; Streptophyta; Magnoliopsida; Poales; Poaceae.
AUGGCUCUGGGAAGAGGCAGUGCGAGCAACGGCGCCGUCGUUCUCGGCGCGGCGGUGCUGUUGAUCGGCUUUCUUGUGAUGAGCGGCGGCCCGCCGCUCGCCGAAGCAGCGAAAUACACGGUCGGCGACUACGGGGGUUGGAAGUUCAACGUCGCCGGGUGGACCAAAGGCAAGACGUUCCGCGCUGGCGACGUGCUCGAGUUCAAGUAUAACGGGGCGGUGCACGACGUGGUGUCGGUGGACGCGGCGGCGUACCGGAGCUGCGUGCCGCCCAAGGGCAAGAAGGCCCUGCGCAGCGGGCACGACAAGGUGAAGCUCGUCAAGGGCACGCACUACUUCAUCUGCACCGUGCGCGGCCACUGCCAGGCCAACAUGAAGAUCGCCGUCAAUGUCAUCUAG